AUGGGUGUUCCGAAGUUCUUCCGCUGGCUGAGUGAGCGGUAUCCCGCGAUCUCCAUGCUGAUCGCUGAGAGCCGCAUCCCCGAAUUUGACAGCCUGUACCUCGAUAUGAACGGUAUUAUUCACAACUGCACACAUAAGGACAGCGACUCCCCGACAUUCCGCAUGACCGAGGAGCAGAUGUUCAUUGCAAUCUUUAACUACAUCGAGCACUUAUUCGGCAAAAUCAAACCGAAGAAGCUCUUUUUCAUGGCAGUCGAUGGUGUGGCCCCACGUGCCAAGAUGAACCAACAACGUGCGCGUCGCUUUAGAACGGCGCUGGACGCCGAGGUGGCAAAGGAGAAGGCCAUCCAACAAGGCCUGGAGAUGCCAAAAGAGGAUGCAUUCGAUAGCAACUGCAUUACGCCCGGUACCGAGUUUAUGGCGAAGUUGACGCAACAAUUGAAGUACUUUAUCAACAAGAAGAUCUCGGAGGACUCCGAUUGGCAAGGAGUGGAGAUCGUGCUCUCGGGCCACGAGGUGCCCGGUGAGGGUGAACACAAGAUCAUGGAAUACAUCCGGCGCGCUAAAGCGCAGCCCGACUAUCAUCCCAACGUCCGCCAUUGUCUUUAUGGUUUGGAUGCUGAUCUUAUCAUGCUGGGUCUGCUCAGUCAUGACCCUCACUUCUGCCUCCUCCGUGAAGAAGUGACGUUUGGCCGUCAAGUCUCCAAGAAGCCAAAGGAGCUUGAGCACCAGAACUUUUAUCUUUUGCAUCUCAGCAUGGUUCGCGAGUAUCUGGAGUUGGAGUUCCAGGAGCUGGAAGAGGAAGGUGCCCUCAAUUUCCCAUUCGAUAUGGAGCGAGUCAUUGACGAUUUCAUCCUAAUGGCAUUCUUUGUUGGAAACGAUUUCUUGCCCAAUCUGCCAAACCUACAUAUCAACGAAGGUGCGCUGGCACUCAUGUUCAAGAUUUACAAGGACGUGUUGCGAAAGAUGGGAGGAUAUAUCAACGAGCAAGGUGUGAUCAAUGUCGAACGGCUUGGAAUCCUGGUGGAGGCCCUCAGCGAGGUCGAGCACCGAUUUUUCCAGGCCGAGAACUCCGAUGCGCAGUGGAUCAAGGCCAAGCAGAAUGGCAAUGAUGGCUCUCUGGAGCUGAACACGAGGCCGAGGGAGCUGACGGUCACCUCCGCCCAAAAGGACAUUCUCAAGAAAGUGAAGCAGUAUGUCUUGAAUCGCCCUAGCAAGGAAUCCGAGCCCAAGCCGCUGGACUUCCCUCCUACGCUUCCAGCUCGUGACCGUGUGUUCAUUGAGAAACUCGCAGACGAGCUUCGUGUGCAGUGGUCCACCGUGGACAACGAGGCUGGCGAUAGAUUCAUGCGCGUUCAGCUUCCACAGUUGCAGGGCGAUGACGAUGACGACGACGAGGGAGAAGCAUUCAUAGCUGUUUCACGCAUUAUUCGCAAGUACGAAAAAGCCAAGGUCCAGGACAUGACACCGGAGGAGGUGCAACAAGCCGCCGAGAAGAAGUAUGACGCCAAAUUCCAGGAAUGGAAGGAUAAUUACUACCGCUCCAAGUUUGACUGGGGACUUGAUAAUGAGGAGGAGAUGAAGAAGUUGACAGAGAACUAUGUGCAAGGAUUGCAGUGGGUUUUGUUCUACUACUACCGUGGUAUUGCUUCGUGGCCCUGGUUCUUCAGGUAUCACUAUGCUCCUAUGAUCUCUGAUGUGAAAAAGGGGUUGGGUGCCGACAUGAACUUCCGACUCGGGCAGCCUUUCCGGCCAUACGAGCAGCUGAUGGGUGUCUUGCCGGACCGCAGUAAGAAGAUCGUGCCAACUGCCUAUUGGGAUCUCAUGACAUCCCCGGAGUCUCCUAUCAUUGAUUUCUAUCCUCGUGAUUUCGACUUGGAUAUGAAUGGAAAAAAGAUGGAGUGGGAGGCUGUGGUCAAGAUUCCUUUCAUCGACGAGACGAGACUGUUGAAUGCCCUGAAAACCAAGGAACAGUUCCUCAGUCCCGACGAAAAGGCGCGCAAUGACUUUGGGGCUAGUUUGAAGUUCACUUAUUCACCCGAAGUGAACUUUGUGUAUCCUUCUUCAAUGCCUGGCGUGUUCCCCGAUCUCCCGAACUGCCACUGUAUCGAGAAUCUCUUCGAUCUUCCCACUAUGGAUGGGUUGGAGCCAUACAAUGGCCUGAUGGAGGGUGUACAUCUAGGCGAGGCGGCCCUGGCUGGCUUCCCUAGUAUCAAGACACUACCCCAUGUCGGCCAGUUGGGCUUUCAUGGAGUUACUGUGUUCCAGCAGGAAAGCCGCAACGAGAGUCAAGUCGUCACUCUUCUUGACCCAGGCAGCCGAUCCAGCGUCGAGUUGGCCAAGGAGAAACUUGGCAAGCGAGUCCAUGUCGGCUAUCCGUACCUGCAGGAAGCGCUCGUCAUUCGUGUAUCGGAUGAGCUCUUCGACUACAUCCUUCCACCAGGCGAGCAACACGUUGUUCAAAUUCCACACACUCCUCAGCAAAUCGAGCAGUUCAAGAAGAAGGCGGACCGGAUUGAAAGUCAUUACAGCAAGCGUCUUGGUAUGAUCAUUGGGAGUGUGGAGGCUUUAGUCCACAUCCAGCCCUUGAAGGGCAUGAUCAAGACCGAUGAAGGUGCCAUUAUCAAGGAGUUUGCCGACAUUCCCGGCCAAGAGACCGACUAUGCCCUUCAGAUUGUUGUCGAUGAGGUUGUUAACCCCGAUGAACGCUUCAUUGAGAGGGAGGCUCUGCCUAUCGAAGAAGAGUUCCCCGAAAACUCUCGCGCGUUUUUCCUGGGUGACUUCAACUAUGGUCGACCUGUCCAUGUCAGUGGACAUACCGACGGCAAAGUGAACGGUUUUAUCGCAGCUGUGAAGGACCGCGAACCCGAGUUCGGAAAGGCCCGUGUUAGGCAAGCUGAACAACUCUGUCCUUACAUGCCCUCUUACGCUGUUGCUCGCAAUCUCAACCUCAACCCGCUGGUGCUGGCCAAGAUUACCUCUUCAUUCUCCGUUGAUGUUGACGGCACGCGAGUGAACCUGGGCCUGAACCUCAAAUUUGAGGCUCGAAAGCAAAAGGUCCUUGGAUACUCUCGCCGUGGACAAUCUGGAUGGGAGUUUAGCCAGAAAGCCGUGGACUUGUUGGCACAAUACAUGAUCACCUUCCCAGAGUUUAUCGCUGGAAUCCAGCGUAGUCCUCAAAAGGAUCGCUACGCUCCAACUGAUUUCUACCCGGAGGAGAUCGCCAUUGCCAAGAUGAAGGAGAUCCGCGAGUGGCUGAAGUCAAUGGAGAGCAAGAACUUUGAGAGAGUCCCUCUCGAUGCUGAGCAACUGGAUUCCGACAUCGUCCAGUUGAUUGAACAGGAUGCUGACCAGCUCGGUACUCCCGAAAUGCAAGCAAAGAAGGUUCGCGGCGUUCCUCGUGGCGCUCUACUUCGUCCUGCCGAUGCUGAACAUCGUCUGGGUAACCAGACGUUCAAGCUUGGAGACCGGGUCGUGUAUUGCCAAGACUCGGGCAAAGUACCAAUCGCCACCCGUGGCACGGUGGUCGGUAUCACGAGAACUUCUCGUGCUCUUCUGCUUGACGUACUAUUUGACGUGUCCUUUAUGAGUGGCACUGCCCUUGGCGAUCGCUGUUCCCCAUUCCGUGGACAGACAGUGCUUGCAUCAUCUGUUCUCAAUCUCUCGUUCCGACAGCUGAUUGCCUCCUCCCGUGCUGCAACCAACCAGCAACCUAGCCAACAACCAACCCCCCUCACCGUUGGUGGUUAUGGUGCCCCCUUGGGCCCCAAUGGACAGGGCCAGCUGAGAAAUGCUCCGGCUCCUCCGCCAUUGAGAGGUUCUUUCAAGGGCGCCGUGUCUGGCCAAGGUACUCAUCGUGGUGGUCAUGUUGCCAUGAACAAUGGCCAGCCUAUGGUGCUUCCGCACCGUCCUCAUCCCAACAAUGGUCCUCCUCGUGGUCCCCGCGGUAAUGGAAACCGUGGCCGUGGUGGGUUCAGAGGUGGAUAUCACUCUGUCGACAACAGCGACCCCAGCGAGGGAAUUAUCCAAAACAACCCGAACUUCCGCCCUAGGAACAUGACUCAGGUGCCCCCACCCCAGGGAAUGGACCGUGGCCGUGGCCGUGGUCGCGGACGAGGACGUGGUAACGGACAGCGCGGGCGUGGACGAGGUGGUCAAGGCGGUGCUCCCACAGUGGCCAGCCAGUGA
This is a messenger RNA of Penicillium cataractarum, 4188 nucleotides long. RefSeq names its product chromatin-binding exonuclease XRN1. Gene Ontology annotation, molecular function: RNA binding; 5'-3' RNA exonuclease activity. The transcript is spliced from 2 exons. Gene Ontology annotation, biological process: nuclear-transcribed mRNA catabolic process; rRNA catabolic process. NCBI's taxonomy places the organism in Eukaryota, Fungi, Ascomycota, Eurotiomycetes, Eurotiales, Aspergillaceae. Gene Ontology annotation, cellular component: nucleus. The coding region runs from base 1 to 4188 and encodes 1395 amino acids. The record is from RefSeq and is a predicted model, not a curated record.